This is a messenger RNA of Pyricularia grisea, 1418 nucleotides long. RefSeq lists its product as uncharacterized. NCBI's taxonomy places the organism in Eukaryota, Fungi, Ascomycota, Sordariomycetes, Magnaporthales, Pyriculariaceae. The transcript has 3 exons. The record is from RefSeq and is a predicted model, not a curated record. Gene Ontology annotation, biological process: L-threonine metabolic process. Gene Ontology annotation, molecular function: ATP binding; homoserine kinase activity. The coding region runs from base 203 to 1273 and encodes 356 amino acids.
AAACUAUUUAUCCCAAACUCGAGAGAGUGUACUUUGUCGUCGUCUGCUGGAUAAGACGACCGUCGAUUAGGCUGUACAUCCAAUCACUGGGGAUCAUUAAUUAGGGAGCCCGGUCAUCGAGAAAAUCAGUCAGGUCAGAGCGAUUCUAAGGUAACUUGGGAGGCAAAAGUCACUGAACAGGGCGCCAGGCAACGGAAAGAAAAUGGCAUCCGAAUCUUUUAUCAUCAAGACGCCCAGCUCGUCCGCCAAUAUUGGCCCCGGGUUCGAUGUGAUCGGCCUCGCGCUGUCCCUCUACUUGGAGCUACAUGUCACCAUUGACCGCUCCAAGGGCACCAGCUCAAGCCCGCUCAACUGUCGCGUGACGUACGAGGGCGAUGGGGAGGAGUCGGGAGACAUCCCGCUAGACCCUGACGCGAACCUCAUCACCCGUGUGGCUCUGUAUGUCCUGCGAUGCCAUGGCCAGCGUGCGUUCCCAGUCGAGACCCAUGUGCACAUCAAGAACCCCAUCCCGCUGGGAAGGGGACUUGGUUCUUCAGGAUCUGCCGUGGUUGCUGGUGUGAUGCUGGGUAAAAUGGUCGGAAAGCUGGAUCAUCUAGAUGAUAACAGAUUAUUCGACUUUUGUUUGAUGAUCGAGAGGCAUCCGGACAAUGUGGGAGCUGCACUUUUUGGCGGCUUUGUCGGAACAUAUCUGAACCCACUGAAGCCUGAGGAUGUGGCCCGCACCGAGAUACCACUCAGCGAGGUCCUCCCUGCACCUGCCGGCGGCAUUGACACCGGUGCUACCCCGCCAGAGCCGCCACACGGUAUAGGCCAUCACAUCAAGUUCCCAUGGGCUCCUGAAAUCAAGGCCGUGGCUAUCAUCCCCAACUUUGAGGUCGCGACUGCCAAGGCGCGCGAAGUGCUGCCGGCACAGUAUUCCAGAUCCGAUGUGACCUUCAAUCUGCAGAGGAUAGCCCUCCUUCCUGUAGCACUCGGCCAAUCGCCUCCUGAUUCGGGACUAAUCUACCUUGCUAUGCAAGAUAAGCUGCACCAGCCAUACCGCCAAACACUGAUUCCCGGUCUGACUGAUAUCGUCGAAUCGAUGACGCCUAGUACCCAGCCGGGGCUGCUGGGUGUAUGCCUGUCGGGAGCAGGUCCAACCAUACUUGCGCUGGCCACGGACAACUUUGAACAGAUUGCGGAACGCAUCAUUGCCAAGUUCAAGACACAAAACAUCACUUGUAGUUGGAAGCUGCUCGAGCCAGCCGAGGGGACUCAGGUUAUUCGACAAUAGAGCAAACUGUGGAAUCAAAUCGAUACCCUUUGAUGCAAGUGAAUUUCUCGCUGUGGCUGCUGUGACAACGUAGGGGUGUAUAAAGGGCAACUUGUUAAGGGAUGUGAAUGAUCACGUCCACCAGCAAGUAACAGUCGUGCAGGGU